CUUGUACACCGUGUACAAUUCCUCCUCCACUAAUGCUUCUCGCCCCAUUGUUGCCAUGCGCUGUCUUGGUGAAGGCAGGUCUUUGACUCACCAAGCGCUGAUUGCGGCCGCGCUCUGGGAGGAGAGUGUCCGGACUCAAGAGUCACCGCCUUUGCUAUCGAAGAAGCGUGUGUUGCGAGCUUCACUAUGCUCCCACCUCGACGAACCGACCACUACGUGUUGCCAUCGUAUACCACACACGCCACUUGCCACGAUGCCUUUGACCACCGUAAGAUACGAGUCCAUUGCGUACUGUUUCCGACGCACCGUUGGAGCUUUGCCAGUCGUUGCGACGCUCGCACACCUUGUGUGUUGUAUAACCAGACCCGUCAGAACUGCGAACCGUCUAAGAAUCUCGACGAACAGCACUGCCAAUGCUGACAUCUGCAAAGCGUGGAAGUCUUCAGAUAGCCGAACUCGUCCGGUUGAAGACUGUCUUCAACGUGCAGUCAGAACAAUGGGGACCGAGUCGUCACCUGUCUACCUAACUAUACUGAUCACCGCACUUCGUCCUCGCAGUCGCCCUUCAUGCUCUUGGUCGUCACCCAACCAGCAAAUUGCCCACCGAAACCCGACAUACACAUACCUGUAGAGAGGCGAAGAUUGUGUCGUGGACAUACCUAUAAUGCGGCACAGUGGCAAGACAUGGCUUGAGUGAGCCUACCCUUUGCGCUUGAUACAAGGACAUAGGUGAGAACGAUGAAUUCUCGAGGCUCAUGGUACAGCCUGGAGGUCUUUAUCACAUCCCACGGGUUGUGCCACAGAGCGAUAGCGGAACACACUCAUGCAUGUGUGACUACGUGCAUGCACUCACCACGAAUUCGUUCCUGGCCCACUGCCCCUCAGAAUACCCGUUCACGCCCCCUCACCCGGCUUCUCUUAAUUGUCUGGCAUUAUCCGAUAAGCAAAACCGAGUCCUGUUGCUAGGCCUCCACAUUCGGUGGAAGCUGUGCCGAAAGCUUGUAGUCUCUACCUACCAAGCUUCGUUCCGACCACUGGGG
Molecule: messenger RNA, 1040 nt
Organism: Macroventuria anomochaeta
Lineage: Eukaryota; Fungi; Ascomycota; Dothideomycetes; Pleosporales; Didymellaceae
Exons: 2
Coding region: 56-631 (191 amino acids)
Source: RefSeq, a predicted model, not a curated record